CACAGGAAAGCACCAUCCGGUCCCAAUUCUCCUGCAGUACAGGUCUUCUCCAGUCAGCAGCCAUGAAAUUCUCUCUCAUUGCAGCCGUUGUCCUGCUUGCCCUGGCACAGGGAAGCUUUGCCCAAGAAGUUGGCGAUCUUGAAAAGCUCGGUCAGUACUUGGAGGAGCUGAAGAACAAGAUGACUUUGGAGCUGACUGAGAUUAUCCGCAACCAGGACCUGACAAACCAGGCUCAGACCUUCCUGGAGGACAAGAAGACCCAGCUUGAGCCCCUGGCCUCUCAGCUCCAGGAUCAGUUGAGGACCGCUGCUGCCAGCGUGGAGGAGCAGAUCAAACCCCUGGCUGUCAACAUGCAGGCCCAGAUCCAGCCCAUGGUCGAUAACUUCCAGAAGCAGAUGGAGGCCCUUAUCCAGAGGAUGACAGAGAACACCCAGCCCAUUGCCAACUAAACCAAUAUCCAAAAGAUGCAAAUGUGCCACCACACCACCAUCUUCUCUGUUGUGGACUGAGUUAAUGGAGCUAAUUCCAUUUAUGGCUGGCCUGAAAGUGCAGGCCUGGGUACAGCAGCCUAAAUUGUGUUUCAUUGCUUGUUAACAUUGGUAUUUAUUAUCUCUGUCCCAAAGCACAAAUAAAAACUUGAAACACAAUUUAA
Seriola dumerili (greater amberjack) is the source of this 652-nucleotide messenger RNA. RefSeq names its product type-4 ice-structuring protein LS-12-like. The record is from RefSeq and is a predicted model, not a curated record. The coding region runs from base 63 to 449 and encodes 128 amino acids. Lineage: Eukaryota; Metazoa; Chordata; Actinopteri; Carangiformes; Carangidae. The transcript has 4 exons.